Messenger RNA from Galendromus occidentalis (western predatory mite), 2770 nucleotides. Its product is annotated as putative polypeptide N-acetylgalactosaminyltransferase 9. Lineage: Eukaryota; Metazoa; Arthropoda; Arachnida; Mesostigmata; Phytoseiidae. The transcript is spliced from 12 exons. Gene Ontology annotation, molecular function: polypeptide N-acetylgalactosaminyltransferase activity. The coding region runs from base 568 to 2403 and encodes 611 amino acids. Gene Ontology annotation, cellular component: Golgi apparatus. The record is from RefSeq and is a predicted model, not a curated record. Gene Ontology annotation, biological process: protein O-linked glycosylation.
CUUUUGACGGCGGCGUCUGGAGGCACUGUGGUGGCGCGUUCCGCAGGAGGCCACUAUUUCUCCUAAACGUGUGCUUAGCGCGUGAGAGAAUGACUGUCUAGCAGAGUGGGGCCAAAAAUCCACCGAAUCGUAGCUCGCGCCCUUUACGUGGUCAAAUCAGAGUGUCUCUCCGUGCCACUUUGGUUGACAUCGAAAACUGUGAGUCGGCCGCGAUCGUAGCACCGUGAGUUUCGCGAGGAUCCGUGAGCUGUUCUGAGUGCCGCCGGGGAGAAGCAGUGAGAAAAUUAGAAAAACACCGAGCAAAGGGGAAUAAAAGUGCGUGGUGCUUGUGUUCGCGUUCGGAUUCCCGAGGAAUUUACACCUGUUCGUAGAACUCAUGACUUUCAACAACACAGAUUGAUACCAACGCACGGUGGUGCGUUCGAGCGGGGACAACCUCGAGAGGCGACUCAGGUCGCUCUCGGACGUGCUCACUUCUGGAUCUUCAGAUCGAAUGAGGUUCUAUGAACCCUGAAAAGGUCACGGCGUGAAGAGAACUCCGCGGACGUGGCGAACCCGUUCUUCAAGAUGCUGAUGCGGCGGAUACACCGUGGCGGCGUCAUGUGGAAGUUGGGAGGGGCGAUGGUGUUCUCGUGGCUGCUGUUAACACUAUUUGCCUCGACUCAUAAGGACAUUAUUGAGGAUGCCAAUCACGUGUUCCAGCCUCAGCAAGCGCCCGUGCAGCCGCAGGAACUCAAUGACGUGGCCGACGAGCCUCUGGACAACGCGGAAGAACGCAGACCACCUCUUGCCAUACGCCGAGAUCACAAACAGGGACCUUGGGCGCUACCUCAAAACAAGCUCGACGAAGGACAAGGCGUAAUCGCGCUACCGGGCGACGUGAACGCGCCCGGAGAAAAUGGCAAGGGCGUAAUAGUACCAACGAAUUUGACGGGCGACGCCAAACGACGCUUGGACAUCGGGUGGCAGAAUAACGCGUUCAAUCAGUACGCCUCGGACAUGAUCUCCUUGCACCGGAGCUUGCCGGACAUGCGCGAUCCAGGGUGCAAGACUCAGAAAUUCAGACGAGAUUUGCCGCAGACAAGUGUCAUCAUCUGUUUCCAUAACGAAGCUUGGAGUGUUUUGAUGAGAACCGUGCAUUCAGUCAUCGAUCGUUCACCGAAGAACCUCCUGAAAGAAAUAAUCCUCGUCGAUGAUUUCUCGGACAUGAAGCAUUUGAAGGAACAACUCGAAGACUACACGAGGAAGCUGGGAAUCGUCAAGAUUGUUCGAGCCUCAAAACGGGAAGGCUUGAUACGAGCCCGUCUACUGGGUGCCAAAUUCGCCACGGCGCCAGUGCUCACGUAUCUAGAUUCACACUGCGAGUGCAGCACAGGAUGGCUCGAGCCGUUGCUGGAUCGCAUUGCAGAAGCCGAUACAAACGUAGUCUGCCCUGUGAUUGACGUCAUCAGCGACAGCACAUUCGAAUACCCUCACCGCCGAGCGGGAUACACCGUGAACGUGGGAGGAUUCGAUUGGAACCUCCAAUUUAGCUGGCAUUCGUUGCCCCAAAGAGAUAAAGACGCGCGUAAGCAAUCGUGGUCUGCCGUGCCGUCGCCGACAAUGGCCGGAGGUCUCUUCUCGAUCUCGAAAGCGUACUUCGAGAAGCUCGGACUCUACGACAGCGGUUUCGAUAUCUGGGGUGCUGAAAACCUCGAGCUUUCAUUCAAGGUCUGGAUGUGCGGAGGACGUUUGGAGAUUGUUCCCUGCUCACAUGUAGGCCACGUAUUCCGCAAGCGAUCGCCUUAUAAGUGGUUGAAAGGAGUGAAUGUCUUGAAGAAAAACUCGGUCCGUUUGGCGAAAGUUUGGAUGGACGAGUACGCCCAAUAUUACUUCGAUCGAAUAGGACCCGACUUGGGAGACUACGGCGACAUUUCCGAGCGUGUCGAGCUGCGUAGAUCGUUGAAUUGUAAAUCGUUUGAUUGGUACGUGAAGAAUAUCUAUCCCGACCUCUUCAUUCCGGGUGACGCUGCAGCGUCCGGAGAAGUUCGAAACUCUGGCUUUGAAAGGAAAUGGUGUCUCGACAGUGCCGCGACCGUUCACGCCACAGUUUCUGUGUACCCUUGUCACGGGCAAGGCGGGAAUCAGUAUUGGCUGUUCUCGAAAACGGGUGAAAUUCGAAGAGACGAACUGUGUCUCGACUAUUCAGGCGGUGACGUGGUUCUCUAUUCCUGUCACGGAUCGAAGGGCAAUCAAUACUGGCGCUACGACCCAAUGACAAAGCAGUUGAGACACGGGAGCAGCGAAAAAUGUCUGGCGAUAAAUGAAUAUAAAACGGGAGUGACCAUGGAAACCUGCGGUCCGACGAGCCGACAACAAUGGAACUUUGUAAACUACAAUGCGUCGAAAAUAAUCGAGGAUUGAACGCAAUGGAGAAGCUCGAGGCGAGCGGAGGAGGUUGGCCGUCAGGGCGGCAUUUCGGACAAAAGCAUGGACGCACCGGGGGGAAAGAAUUAAACACGUCAUCUUCCCUUAAUUCAUAAUCGAUGUCCAUUCCCUUUGGAGUUACCUCUCGGGAGUCACGGCUGCGACGAUGGUGGCGAUGAUGAGCAUUACGACGGAAACGGCUUCCAAUCGGACAUCAGUCUCAUCCAUUCGAACCGAAACACCGGAGACGUUUCAGGAAGUUAGGAGGGAAUUCUCUCUCCAGACCCUCGGCUGGCUCGUCCGCAAUCCGCGUCAUGCUAAUUCGUGACUUUACGACUCAGAAAAUUUCAUCCGAACGAUGCUG